UUUUACGCUGCUGUGAUCCUCUCCCCUCCCUCCUCCGCCCCCCCACCCCUAUUUAUUCUCUUUCUUUUCACUUCCCUCUUCCUCCUCCUCCACCUCUCUCCUUUUCUGCUUGUGUCUCUGCUCUUAAGCUUGUUUGCUUGGUCGCGUCUAAGCAGCAGCGCGGUGUCAUAACCAAAACUUGCAAGCCGCUAUAGUAAUGAGGGAUCUUGUGGGAUGGAGGUUGGCCUCUGCCAAUGAAGGAGAGGCAGCGGUGGAGAUCUGAAGAGGACGCCAUCUUGUGUGCAUACGUGACGCAGUAUGGGCCGCGGGAGUGGCACCUGGUGUCCCAGCGCAUGAAUGCGCCGCUGCACAGGGAUGCCAAGUCUUGCUUGGAGAGGUGGAAGAACUACCUCAAGCCCGGGAUCAAGAAGGGGUCGCUCACCGAGGAGGAGCAGCGCGUUGUGAUCGGGCUCCAGGCCAAGUACGGCAACAAGUGGAAAAGGAUCGCCGCCGAGGUCCCAGGUCGCACGGCCAAACGGCUCGGCAAGUGGUGGGAGGUCUUCAAGGAGAAGCAGCAGAGGCGACAACGAGAAAGCAGCAGCAGAUCGGCGGUGUGCUCCAUUGAGCCCAGCAAGUACGACCAGAUUCUUGAGAACUUUGCCGAGAAGCUGGUCAAAGAUCACCACCACAUCUCCCCGUUGCUGAUGGCCACGCCACUACUUCCUCCAUGGCUUUCGAACAACAACGGUGCCCAUAGACCGGCAUCUCCAUCGGUUGCCCUCACUCUCUCGCCUUCCACCAUGCCCCCUGCUCCUGCACGUUGGCCUCCGACCGAGCGAGCAGCCGACAACAGCUUGGGCUCGUCACGCUUGCAGCAUGGCAUGGCACCUGGCUUCACCGCGGUGGAUGGCCGCAUGGUCUCCGACCUCGUCGAGUGCUGCAAAGAGAUAGAAGAAGGGCAUCGAGCGUGGAUGUCACACAAGAAAGAAGCGGCCUGGAGGCUGCAGAGGGUCGAGCUGCAGCUGGAUGCGGAGAAGGCCCACAAGCGAAGGGAGAAGAUGGAGGAGACGGAGGCCAAGAUUCGCGCGCUGAGGGAGGAGCAGCAGGCGGCGCUUGAUCGAAUCGAAGCAGAGUACAGGGAGCAGAUAUUGGGACUGAGGAGGGAUGCUGAAGCAAAGGAGCAGAAGCUUGCAGAGCAGUGGGCUUCAAAGCAUAUGCGCUUGAGCAAGUUUCUUGAGCAGUGUGGAUGUCGGCAAUGGCCAUCGGCUGAGAUGAACGGGCGGUGAGGGUGAGUGUGCUGAGGUCAAGUGUGAUGUUUCCUCGUUUGCCCGCCGUUGUUAGAUACCGUGUAAUGUUUGCAGGCACUUUUUACCGUACAUUUCCGAUCAAAAGCUUUACUUUUUGCUGCGUUUUAAGGACUAA
This is a messenger RNA of Musa acuminata AAA Group (dessert banana), 1401 nucleotides long. RefSeq names its product protein rough sheath 2 homolog. NCBI's taxonomy places the organism in Eukaryota, Viridiplantae, Streptophyta, Magnoliopsida, Zingiberales, Musaceae. The record is from RefSeq and is a predicted model, not a curated record. The transcript has 2 exons. The coding region runs from base 234 to 1265 and encodes 343 amino acids.